Engraulis encrasicolus (European anchovy) is the source of this 979-nucleotide messenger RNA. RefSeq lists its product as uncharacterized. The transcript has 2 exons. Bases 90 to 740 code for a protein of 216 amino acids. The record is from RefSeq and is a predicted model, not a curated record. NCBI's taxonomy places the organism in Eukaryota, Metazoa, Chordata, Actinopteri, Clupeiformes, Engraulidae.
GGUGUCGCUGUUUCACAGCUCCCUGGUCAAUGACUAGGCCUAUAAAUGCACCCACCUAGAACCAAUUACCUUGAUUUCUUACUCAAACCAUGGCAUCAGCUCAAGCCAGCACAGAUCUCAGCAAGAUCUCAGAGGGCAUGUCCCUUUCAGAUCUGGACGUUUGCUUUUGUCUUCCGCAAAGUUCCUCUGUCUCUGCCCUGGAGAGCUCGGCCAACACAAUACAAUUCCCCAAGGACAUUCUGGUGGACUUCUCCAACCUGAGCCACUCUACCCUCAAUCUUGAAUGGCUUCCCACCUCGCCCAUUGUGUUGUCCCCAACAGUGGAGCCACAGCAAUGUUCCUCCUUCCCCCAAACGCACACCCUUGGGCUCCCCAUAUCUUUGGCUGGAAAGUCGACUUCAGUAGCAGCACCCCUUCAGAAAGUGCUCAAGACCCCGGUUUUGACCAGCUCGCCAAACCUCUCCGGUCUGGACCUGAGUGCCAACAACGCACCCUGGGAGCUCUCACAAAUCAGACCCUUGUUGGAGACCUCCAGAGUUCAGCUGGAGUGGACUGAGCUUGACCUGACUGCGAGCCCAAGGAACAAAUCUGCAGCGACUGCCAUGGCCGAGAUCUCAUCCCUGGUGUGUACAGCCACGUCACCACAACCGGCUGCCACCAGCCAGUCUGAUGGCCAGAGAUCCUGGAAGGAGACUCUUCCGCUGGGGAGCGGACAGGAGGGCACGCAAAGUCUGGAUUAAUGGAAGGCAGUGAUUCCUGUGAAAAGCUGAUGCCUCAAAGGUAUUUAACUUUUCAACACCAACAAGUAACUACUGAAUUUGGCACAAUACAUUUCGUGCCAGUAACAUAAAAUGUGCCAAUGUGUGUAACUGGACUUCUAAAAUGUUCCGUUUUCCCCCCUGACUGGGAAUGUGAACUUUUCUGUACAUAUUUUUAAGGAGGAAAAAAAAAACUUUAAUAAAGCUUGAAUUUAUAUAAA